This is a messenger RNA of Cannabis sativa, 1285 nucleotides long. RefSeq lists its product as uncharacterized. The transcript is spliced from 5 exons. Bases 329 to 1285 code for a protein of 318 amino acids. Gene Ontology annotation, molecular function: cysteine-type peptidase activity. The record is from RefSeq and is a predicted model, not a curated record. Gene Ontology annotation, biological process: proteolysis. NCBI's taxonomy places the organism in Eukaryota, Viridiplantae, Streptophyta, Magnoliopsida, Rosales, Cannabaceae.
UGGUCAGAACGUAAUUAUGGAGCAGCUCAGAGACAUAUUGGCCAUGUUGAAUCGUCCGCCAACGACAGCUUCAGCACCGGAGGCCCCAGCAGAUCCAUCUACCCCACCACCAGCUGCUUCACCCCCAGUAGAAGAGGAGGAGGUCUUCCCCGACGAUUACGAUCCUUAUGAGGGAGCUCCAGCGACUCCGAUCGAGGCACAACCUGUUAUCCAUGUACAUGACACCGAGUCGUAGGGUGAGUUUCUGUCGAUAGAGGCACAACCUGCAGUGGUUAAGAGUCGAAAGAGGAAGAGAAAGCCUCCUGUAUGGUUCAGUGACUAUACGGAGAUGAAGAGGAGACAUAGGCCAUCUUCGACUUUUGAUCCCCUGGAGCCACCGGAUGAGAAAUUGUUAACCACUUUCCGAAAGUGGUGUGUUGGACUCAUUCCGAACCACCGACUUCGGGAUUUGAGAAGUGGUGAUUACGGUCCAGGAUUCUUUUGGAUAAUGCUCACACCAAAGGAAUGGCUUACAGAUGACCAUAUAGAUGCAGCAAUGCAUAUGCUGAGGAGGCGACGCACCGACUAUCCACUGACAUUUCCUCAGAAGGGUGUCAUUCUCUCCACAUUCGUGACCAGCAUGAUCAGCAGUGCAUGGACGAGCCACAAGGGUCCGAGGAGAAACUUUGUGUGGGAGGAUUAUAUCCUGGACUACUGCAGAGGGGUUCAUAAGUCCCAAGUCUUUGAGAGAUGGAGGGGUAACGAGUUUAUUUACUUCGUUCUGAACCUUCCCGAGGCAAGGCACUGGGUCACACUUGAAGUCGACAUAGAGCUGUGGAAAAUUAAUGUCUACGACUGUGAUUCCAGCGUCUGUCAUUGGACCGCCAUGGAACCCAUCCUGAAGACUUGGGGAGAACUGCUGCCCUCACUAAUCCUUGCAACCGGGGAAUUUCCACAUAACAACCAGAUUAUGGCGUUAAUUAACAAGGACAUCCCGGUGCUUCCAAAAAUGCACUCGACUCGAGCCACUCACGACUUAGUUCUGAAGUCAACAACCAGGACGCCUCAAAUGCGGGCUUUGCAUGUUGCUCUGUUGUGGCCUGAACUGCCACAGCGGCUGCAGUUUCGUGUUCUAAAUAUGGCCCCAAGAAAGAACAAAGGCAAAUUCCCCAUCUUAACUCCUGAAGAGCUGAAGCAGGAGCCUGAUGUUGGCAUAAUUACUCUUGAAAUGCAGAAAGUUUUUGACGCCCAAAGAGCUUUCGAAAGAGAACGAUGUGGGAACGAGUUCGAAGUUCGAGCAACUUGA